CGCAACGUCUUUCUGUAUAAAAUGAAUCGCUUAUCGCGUCACCCCAAUAGUCUUUAAAAGUCAGGGCUAGUGAGCUGUGUGUGUAAUAGUUUAGAAAGUCCGUGCGUUUGACAAAAAAAAAAAAAUACAAAAUUUAUCCCAACAUGACUCGGGAUUCCGAAAAAGGGAAGUACACGACUCCCGAGGGUUCUCCCGUCAUCGAGUACGCCGCGAGUUUUGCCUGUUGCAUGAUUAUCUUCGGCGUCGGUACUAUAGCCGGAUUCAAUUCGCCGGCGGUCAGUAUUCUCAUCAGCCCGGACAGCCCUAUCCCCUUAUCAGGUACCCAAGCUUCCACGCUAGCCGCUGUCGUUGGAUUUGGUCAUAUGAUAGCUCCUAUGGUGACCGUAUACUUGGUCGACAAACUUGGUAGGAAAGCGAGCCUCCUAGCAAGUACGAUACCCGUCGCAAUCAGUUUUGGCAUCGUAGCCAUCGCGGAGAGUUAUAUCGUUCUAUUGAUCGGCAGAUUAAUAGGUGGUCUAGCGCUCGGGCUUGGUUUCGCUGUGGUUCCGAUCUACCUGGGCGAAAUAGCCUCGGCUAAGUUGAGGGGUGCUCUGGGGACACUAACCGGAUCGUCGAUGAGCAUCGGUCUCCUAUUCUCCUACGUUAUCAUACCUUAUUUAAACAUACGCAGAUCUGCUUACGUGGAAUUCGGCAUCGCGGUAGCCACGGCCAUCGGCGUGUGCUUCGUGCCCGAAUCCCCGUACUUUCUAGCGGUAAAAAACAAAUUCGAGGAGGCCGAAGCGGUUCUGGAAAAGCUGAGGGGAAAAACCGACGUUACGGAAGAAUUGGAACUAGUCAAGGAGACCGUAAAAAAACAAAGUGAAGUGUCGAGGAAAAAAAAUGAAGGGGAAACUGGAGCCGCACCGCGAAAGUUCAACGACCUCAGGGAGCUUUUUGGGAAACGCGCGAACCGUCGUGCCUUCUUGAUAAAUUCACUGUUCAUAACGGUCUUCCAGACCGGCGGUUACACGGUGGUAUUGGUAUACGGAUCCGUCAUACUCAGAGCUCUGAAGAUAACUAUCGACGAAAACUUCGCGUCCAUAAUAAUCGCGGUUAUUCCAUUGUGCGCCAACAUCGUAGCAAGUUUUAUAAUCGACAAACUCGGCCGACGACCUCUCGUCUUUGUUUCAGGGGUAUUGUGCGGCACUUGCACUCUGAUAAUCAGUGUCUAUUUCUUCUUGAUGGAAUACAAAAAUAUCGACGUCUCGGCGUAUUCCAACGUCAUCCUUUUUGCGGUGUUCAGUUUCGUCACAGCGUUCAACAUUGGACUGAUGCCCGUCCAAUUCGUGGUAGUUUCCGAAACACUGGCGUCGGAGAUAAAGGCACUGGCCAGUCUAUUGGUCGGGGUCAUUGGCGGCUUACUCGCGACUCUCGCUCUGAAAUUCUAUUUGAUGACCGCCAUAACGUGGAACCUCGGCCACUCCGUGCCGUUCCUGGGUUUCUCCAUUUUAAAUUACGCGUGCACCGCUUUGAUUCUCAAGUACUUGCCGGAGACCAAAGGGAAGACAUUUAUUGAAAUCCAGAGAGAGCUCAGCGCCUGAAAGUGAAAUUCUUUCUAACGACGUCGUUCCAGGUCGAUUCGAGGAUGUUGGACCGAUUUACCGGUCAUUUCGAUUCUCAGGAGUGGAAAAUUAAUGAGCGGUAUCUCUCAAAAGUGUAUAAAAGUUCGAAAGAUGUUUGCCUUGGAAUACCGCAAAUAUUACGUGAGAACCCGCACUCAGGCAACGAGCAUAAGAUAGAAUAAGGCAAGAUCAAAUCCAUGCGAAAAACUCGAAAGUUUUUACAGCGAAGUGAAAAAUUAAGACCCCCUACAAUUUAUAUUGUUACGCUCUGCGUUGAUAUCGCAGUGACGAUAAUUUUCUACCUGUUAUUUUAAGACGCCCUCAAAUAGAGUAAGCAUGUUAAUUAUACAUUUACCAAAGAAGUGAAACAAUAAAAAUUGCUAAUUUUGUACGUAA
This is a messenger RNA of Athalia rosae (coleseed sawfly), 1997 nucleotides long. Its product is annotated as facilitated trehalose transporter Tret1-like. Gene Ontology annotation, cellular component: membrane. The transcript has 3 exons. Gene Ontology annotation, biological process: transmembrane transport. Gene Ontology annotation, molecular function: transmembrane transporter activity. NCBI's taxonomy places the organism in Eukaryota, Metazoa, Arthropoda, Insecta, Hymenoptera, Athaliidae. The coding region runs from base 144 to 1580 and encodes 478 amino acids. The record is from RefSeq and is a predicted model, not a curated record.